This is a messenger RNA of Haliotis rubra (blacklip abalone), 1411 nucleotides long. Its product is annotated as vitelline envelope sperm lysin receptor-like. The coding region runs from base 91 to 1377 and encodes 428 amino acids. The transcript has 10 exons. Lineage: Eukaryota; Metazoa; Mollusca; Gastropoda; Lepetellida; Haliotidae. The record is from RefSeq and is a predicted model, not a curated record.
GGUUUGAGAGCGCAUGCGCCUCGCGGAAAUCACGUGAAAGUGCAUUCACCUGGCACGUGGGGAUCGACACCAGACAAAACAUCGCUGGCCAUGGACCGACUUGCAGAGCUCAGCUGCCUGACUCUCAUCCUGUGUCUGCUCUAUGGGCUCUCGGAAGCAAUGAUAGGCAGCAACUAUGUAGUCGACGUCCAAUUCAAAUGCCCGCCUGAGCCUGAUGGAAUUGUCCGGGUGAUAGUUAAAACGGAUAUACCAAAAACUCACCCCUACGCCCUCUGCCAUGGUCCUUUUGGCUUCGACUUCAUCCCCAUGUCCCCCGGGACCUGGUACCUGGACAUACAUUUCCAAAGCCCGGACGCCAGAGAAUACUGCUGGUUCUCGCAAACGGGAACGCAGGAUGAGUAUUUGUUGAACGUGUAUGUCCCUGUCUCGUCUGGGUUGGUGACCUCGAAUGACCCCGCUCACCGUGUCGUGUGCAACUAUCAAGAUGAUUCCGAAACACCGCCUAAUCUCAUUUCAAACGUGGUUGAGAGCAAGAAGCCAUUUGAAUCGAUGAUCAGCAACAUGGGGCCGGUGAGCAAGUCGGACGUGGCCCUGUCGCUCACGGACAUCACGGGCACGCCAGUCACUGGAGGUCUGAAUGUCGGCAGGCUCGUCAUGCUGAAAGCGGUCCUCGUUGGCAACUACCCCGCAGAGACAAGCUUCCAUGCCUUGACCUGCAAAGCCGUCUGCAACAAAAAGGAGUACGCCCUCCUGAACGCAGGUUGCGGAGAUGGAACUGUAAUUGGCCAAAAGAAAGGUUUCAGGACAAAAGGGAAAGUCGCUUUCAGUCCUGUCUUCCGACUCUUCCGCAUGGAGUUGGCCAAACCCUUGAUGUUUGAAUGUACCUUUAUCAUCUGCCAGAAGUGCGAUGGGGACUCGUGCGAAGACCAAGAUCGGCGUAAGCGUCAUUUGAGCGCAUUUGAGAGAAACCCCGAAUUAGAGAAAGGCAAACAUAUCAUAACUGCUCGGGUCGAAAUUCCAUCAUUCCGGGAACACCAUCUCACUACACACGAACACUCGGUUAUUCCCGUGAGCGCACCUUCAGGAUUAGCAGUUGGUGGCAUUCGUGGUUCAGAAGCCGCCAGGGACAUUCAUCGCUCAGAAGCCGCUAGGAAUCUUCAUAGUUCAGGAGCGACAGAGGACCUGGUUCUCACAAUUCUUGUGGCUGUAAUUAUUCCCUUGGUGUUCCUGGUUGUGAUCAUGCUGAUGUUCAUCAUCGCCAUAUCCCGUGCCCUACGCUCCCUGGCGGCCUUAUACAAGGAUGUGAACAGACUGCGUGGUGAGGUCGUCGCUAAAGACGUGAAAGACGUAAAGGUUGACAUAAAGGCCACCAUGUGAUGAACCAUUUGUUAAUAAAGAGAGGAAAAAAUUC